UAUUUCUCUUCCAGAGGAAAGGGUGGAGGUCAAAGAGCCUGAGGUGGAAAUGGAAGCUCCAGAGAUUCAAAUUGAGGUGAAAGAUACCGUAGGCUCCCCCUCAAGAUUCAAAAUGCCAACUUUAAAAUUCCCUCAAUUUGGAGCAGCUGCACCAAACAUCACAGUAGAGGUACCUGAUGUGGACAAGGACGUCAAGGUUCAUGGAUCUGAAAUUCCAGAACUCAAACUGACAAUGUCAGCAAUUAACAUUGAAAAGCCAAGUGUUGACCUUAAAGGCCUAUCUAUAGAUGUGGAUGUGAAGAGCAAAAGACUUGACAUUGUCACUUUACCAGAGGCCAGCGUGGAGGUCCAACCACCUAGCACUGAACUCAAAGUGCCUUCUGGUAAAUGUGAAAUUCCUGAGGGAGUUACUACAGAAAUUGAUGUAAAAAUGAGAAAGCCACGAAUGUCAUUUGGAUGGUUUUCAAAACCAGAAGUGAAAGCACCGGAUGUUAAUGUCAGUCUUCCAAAGGGGGACAUUUCUCUUCCAGAGGUAAAGGUGGAGGUCAAAGAGUCAGAGGUGGAAAUUAAAUCUCCAGAAAUUCAAGUUGAAAUGAAACAUGGAAUUGAGCUUCAGGGACAAGGAAGUAAGUUCAAACUACCAAAAUUUGGAAUCUCAUUGCCGAAGGUUAAAGGUCCUGAAUUUGACUUAAGUAUCUCAAAGACAGAUGUAGAUGUCAAUUUACCAGAGAGAAGAGCAGACCAACUAUCUGAUGUUGAAGUAGGAGUGCCCUCUGUUAAAGUUGAAAUACCAGAAGCAGUUUCUAAAGAUUUUGAUGUGAAAUUGAAAAAGCCCCGAAUGUCAUUCCCCAAAUUUGGAUUUUCAAAACCAGAAGUUAAAGCACCCGAGGUUGAUGUCAGUCUUCCAGAGGUGGAUAUUUCUCUUCCAGAAGAAAAGGUGGAGGUCAAAGAGCCUGAGAUGGAAAUUGAAGCUCCAGAGAUUAAAAUUGAGGUGAAAGAUACCGUAGGCUCCCCCUCAAGAUUCAAAAUGCCAACUUUAAAAUUCCCUCAAUUUGGAGCAGCAGCUCCAAACAUCACAGUAGAGGUACCUGAUAUGGACAAGGGCAUCAAGGGUCAUGGAUCUGAAAUUCCAGAACUCAAACUGACAAUGUCAGCAAUGAACAUUGAAAAUCCAAGUGUUGACCUUAAAGGCCCAUCUAUAGAUGUGGAUGUGAAGAGUAAAACACUUGAAAUUGUCACUUUACCAGAGGCCAGCGUGGAGGUCCAACCACCUAGAAUUGAACUCAAAGUGUCUUCUGGUGAAGUUGAAAUGCCUGAGGGAGCUGCUACAGAAAUGGAUGUGAAAAUGAAAAAGCCACGGAUGUCAUUUGGAUGGUUUUCAAAACCAGAAGUGAAAGCAUCGGAGGUUGAUGUCAGUCUUCCAGAGGUGGAUAUUUCUCUUCCAGAGGGAAAAGUGGAGGUCAAAGAGCCUGAGGUGGAAAUGACAGCUCCAGAGAUUCAAGUUGAAGUGAAACAUGAUAUUGAGCUUGAGGGACAAGGAAGUAAGUUCAAACUACCCAAAUUUGGAAUCUCAUUGCCGAAGGUUAAAGGUCCUGAAUUUGACUUAAGUAUCUCAAAGACAGAUGUAGAUGUCAACUUACCAGAGAGAAGAGCAGACCAUCUACCUGAUGUUGAAGUAGGAGUGCCCUCUGUUGAAGUUGAAAUACCAGAAGCAGUCUCUAAAGACAUUGAUGUGAAAUUGAAAAAGCCCAGAAUGUCUUUCCCCAAAUUUGGAUUUUCAAAACCAGAAGUUAAAGCACCCGAGGUUGAUGUCAGUCUUCCAGGGGUGGAUAUUUCUCUUCCAGAGGAAAGGGUGGAGGUCAAAGAGCCUGAGGUGGAAAUGGAAGCUCCAGAGAUUCAAAUUGAGGUGAAAGAUACCGUAGGCUCCCCCUCAAGAUUCAAAAUGCCAACUUUAAAAUUCCCUCAAUUUGGAGCAGCUGCUCCAAACAUCACAGUAGAGGUACCUGAUGUGGACAAGGACGUCAAGGUUCAUGGAUCUGAAAUUCCAGAACUCAAACUGACAAUGUCAGCAAUGAACAUUGAAAAGCCAAGUGUUGACCUUAAAGGCCCAUCUAUAGAUGUGGAUGUGAAGAGCAAAAGACUUGACAUUGUCACUUUACCAGAGGCCAGCGUGGAGGUCCAACCACCUAGCACUGAACUCAAAGUGCCUUCUGGUAAAGGUGAAAUUCCUGAGGGAGUUGCUACAGAAAUGGAUGUAAAAAUGAGAAAGCCACGGAUGUCAUUUGGAUGGUUUUCAAAACCAGAAGUGAAAGCAUCGGAGGUUGAUGUCAGUCUUCCAAAGGGGGACAUUUCUCUUCCAGAGGUAAAGGUGGAGGUCAAAGAGUCAGAGGUGGAAAUUAAAUCUCCAGAAAUUCAAGUUGAAAUGAAACAUGGAAUUGAGCUUGAGGAACAAGGAAGUAAGUUCAAACUACCAAAAUUUGGAAUCUCAUUGCCGAAGGUUAAAGGUCCUGAAUUUGACUUAAGUAUCUCAAAGACAGAUGUAGAUGUCAACUUACCAGAGAGAAGAGCAGACCAUCUACCUGAUGUUGAAGUAGGAGUGCCCUCUGUUGAAGUUGAAAUACCAGAAGCAGUCUCUAAAGACAUUGAUGUGAAAUUGAAAAAGCCCAGAAUGUCUUUCCCCAAAUUUGGAUUUUCAAAACCAGAAGUGAAAGCACCCGAGGUUGAUGUCAGUCUUCCAGGGGUGGAUAUUUCUCUUCCAGAGGAAAGGGUGGAGGUCAAAGAGCCUGAGGUGGAAAUGGAAGCUCCAGAGAUUCAAAUUGAGGUGAAAGAUACCGUAGGCUCCCCUCAAGAUUCAAAAUGCCAACUUUAA
Messenger RNA from Oncorhynchus tshawytscha (Chinook salmon), 2869 nucleotides. Its product is annotated as neuroblast differentiation-associated protein AHNAK-like. The coding region runs from base 50 to 2869 and encodes 939 amino acids. Gene Ontology annotation, biological process: regulation of RNA splicing. The transcript has a single exon. The record is from RefSeq and is a predicted model, not a curated record. NCBI's taxonomy places the organism in Eukaryota, Metazoa, Chordata, Actinopteri, Salmoniformes, Salmonidae. Gene Ontology annotation, cellular component: nucleus; cytoplasm.